AUGCCUACCAAGUCAUUAUUCCCUAUUCACAUUAUUGAUCCAACAUAUAAAGAUAUAAAUGAAUAUGCAAAAGAUUAUGAUUAUGAUUUACGUGGUGUACCAAUAUCAAAAUGGAUAUUGAUCAUAAAUAAUCCAUUUAUUUAUUUAAAAUAUUAUUUAGAAAAUUACUCAUUUCUGUCAUAUUUACUACCGGUGAUAUUAUUUUUGAUAUUUUAUAUUUUAAUGAAUCUUAUUGAAAGUAUCAAUUGUUUAUAUUCUACGAUGAAAAUUACCAAAGAAUGGAAAACAUUUACAGAUAAAUAUUAUCGUCCAGUAUCAACUGAACACAAGCCAAAAGACAUUAAUUUUAAACGAUCAAAACAAUCUCAUGAACAAUGUAAAGAAGGUAAUUCAAAAGUUACAGAAGGACAACAGAAAGAAGAUUUAAUACACCUUGUUCUUACCUGUCUACCCAAUCAUAUGAGAAAAUUACUAACCAUUACAACUGAAGACGAUAAAGUAUCGAAUGAAACGAAUACAGAAUCAAUUGAUGAAAAAAUUCAGCUUCAGGAAAUUGAAAAUCAAGAUUGGAUAAACGAAUACAUAUCUAGAGUUUGUGUUGCAAUGAAACGAGCUGCAAAGUAUCAAAAAAUAAAAUCUUAUCCUUGCGAAGAAUGGAAUUCUCUUGUGUGCAACAAUGAAGACGGUAACGACCAAAAUGAAGGUCAUGAAAAGAAUCCUAACAGUAUAAAAGAAGUUGAUUCGUCCAAAAUGAAAACACAACUAGUAGAUAAUGAUCACAAGAAUGAUGAAAAUAGUGAGAAGCAAAAGCCGCUAUUAGAAUUUCACUUCAAAGGAACUGGUGAAUUAUCUGGUACUAGGCAACAGAAUUCGUUAGCACCGAUUUCACACAAAAAACGAAAUAAACGCUAUCAAUCAAAACAACGCUUAAUGAAAUUUAAUAGACCGUUGUACUUAACAACUGAACAAGCAUUGUUUAAAGAUAGUCGUCAAGUACCAAAUCCAUAUAGUCUAUUAUAUAGACAGAAUAGUUAUCAUUAUUAUUACCCAAGACAUCAUAAGAGGUAUAAACGGUCUGAAGAAAAAAUUUGGAAGAGCUACGAAUAA
This is a messenger RNA of Schistosoma spindalis, 1107 nucleotides long. The record is from the annotation of a GenBank genome assembly. NCBI's taxonomy places the organism in Eukaryota, Metazoa, Platyhelminthes, Trematoda, Strigeidida, Schistosomatidae.